Molecule: messenger RNA, 1722 nt
Organism: Gambusia affinis (western mosquitofish)
Lineage: Eukaryota; Metazoa; Chordata; Actinopteri; Cyprinodontiformes; Poeciliidae
Gene: sgta
Product: small glutamine rich tetratricopeptide repeat co-chaperone alpha
Exons: 12
Coding region: 200-1303 (367 amino acids)
Biological process (GO): post-translational protein targeting to endoplasmic reticulum membrane
Cellular component (GO): TRC complex; membrane
Molecular function (GO): protein binding; molecular adaptor activity
Source: RefSeq, a predicted model, not a curated record
UUGUUUUUUUUUAUUAAAAUAUUUAAAAUAAUUUUAAACCGCUACGUCACGGCGCUUCCAGCUGACGUCAUCUCUCCGCGGCAGCUCCAGAGCUAGCUAGCUUAGCGAGGUUACCCAGCGCGGCUGACGUCGGGAUUACCUGGCGGUUUUUCACCUGAUUCCCGGAGACACCAGGUGCGUCUCCCACAGAGCGUCCACCAUGACGGACAGCAAGCGCCUCGCCUUCUCCAUCAUCCAGUUCCUCCAUGACCAGCUGCGGGUCGGAGACCUGACCUCCGACGCCCAGGAGAGCCUGGAAGUUGCAGUCCAAUGUCUGGAGACGGCUUUUGACGUUUCCACGGAUGACCAGAGUCUGGCUGUUCCCAUGACGCUACCAGAGAUCUUUGCCUCGGUCACAGCCAAGUUCCCAGCUGAGUCCCAUGCCAACAACAACACAGCACCGAGUUCACCAACAGAAGAGCAGAAAGCCGAGGCAGAGCGGCUGAAAACUGACGGGAACGACCAGAUGAAGGUGGAAAACUUUGCAGCAGCCGUGGAGUUCUACUCCAAGGCCAUCGCCCUGAACCCUCAGAACGCCGUCUACUACUGCAACAGGGCUGCGGCAUACAGCAAGCUGGGGAACUACGCCGGCGCCGUGCAGGACUGUGAACGGGCCAUCAGGAUCGACCCGAACUACAGCAAGGCGUACGGCCGGAUGGGUUUGGCGCUGGCCAGCCUCAAUAAGCACACGGAGGCAGUGGGUUACUACCGGAAGGCUCUGGAGCUCGACCCGGACAACGACACCUACAAGACCAACAUGAAGAUCGCCGAGGAGAAGAUAGAGACGUCCAGCCCGUCGGCGGGUCUGGGAGGAAUCGACCUGGCUGGGUUGCUUAGCAACCCCGGCUUCAUGAACAUGGCGUCGACCCUCAUGAACAACCCUCAGGUUCAGCAGCUGAUGUCCGGGAUGAUGUCAGGCGCAUACGGCGUGGGAGCGACUGGGGGAGGUGGGGGGGUCAGCGGCAGCGGGGGGGUCAGUGGCGGUGCGGGAGCGGGAGGAGGAGGAGGAGGAGGAGGAGUGGGCGGAGGAGGAGGAGGAGGAGUGGGAGGAGCAGGAGUGGGCGGAGCAGGAGGAGCAGGAGUGGGCGGAGCAGGAGUGGGCGGAGCCUCAUCAGCUCAGGGACCAGCGGAUCUGUCCGGCCUCAUCCAGGCGGGGCAGCAGUUCGCCCAGCAGAUGCAGCAGCAGAACCCCGAACUCAUCGAACAGCUGAGGAGUCAGAUCCGCAACCGGACGCCCAGCGCCGGGAACGAGGAGCAACAGUGACGCUUCUGAACGGUUGGACAGGUUUGGUGGAGGCAGCAUCUGGUUUGAUUUCCUUUCUGAUUGGACUGUAAAACUCAAAGGACUUUAAGGAAAUGUUUUGUUUUCCAAUAACUGUGUAAUGGCAGCAUGAGCGAGUGUCGGCUUUGUUCAGGAACACCAACCCCUCUCUGCUCCUGCAGCUCUGUGUGUUUCUGCAGGGCAGCGUUUUCCACCAUCACACCUUCCACAGCUUCAAAUGUGUUUCAUUUCCUCUGGAAGCAGCAGACUGUAACUGAAGAAGCAUCUCUGCCUGUUUCUGGGUCUCUGGCUGGCUGAGAGGCAGUUUGAGCUCCGCUGUAAAUGAGAGUAGUUCCUCCACCUGGAGCUGCAGGAGCCGGGCUGUUUGACACCUGUAUUAAAAAGAGCAUCUCACCAUUUUA